Messenger RNA from Cetraspora pellucida, 2088 nucleotides. Lineage: Eukaryota; Fungi; Glomeromycota; Glomeromycetes; Diversisporales; Gigasporaceae. The record is from the annotation of a GenBank genome assembly.
AUGGAUACGAAUUCUGCGGAUGAAGAUGUUGUAAUUACUGUAACUCAGCAAAAAGUUUUAGAUGAUAUUUCGUCUAAAUCAGCGAAUAAAAGAAAGAUAUUUCUUCCGGAUGAAAUUGAUAGUAAAUUGUUCGAAACUAUUAAGGAAUGGAAGGCGGAAAUUGGUGAUGCAACUAUUAAGGAAUGGAAGGCAGAAAGUGGUGAAGACGAGAUUACUGUAGCAUUACAAUCAAUUUUUGAAAAGAUAUUUCCACAAAAUAAUCAAAGUUCAACAAAAGUGGAUGCUAUUACAAUGACACUCUUUCCCGAUAGACAUCCUGAUUUUAUUCCCAAAUAUCUCGCAGAUGUUAAUAACAAAGAAAACAAAGAGAAGCGUCCGGGACCAAUAAAAGUGGAUGCUAUUGCAAAGGCAUUCCUCGCUUAUAGCCAUCCGGAUUUUAUUUUCAAAUAUCCAGCAAAUGAUAAUAACGAAGUUAGAAAAGAGAUGCGCAAGAACUUUGUACAAUUGCUUCUUCGUGCAGGGCUGGUGGUUGAAAGGGAAAUUUGCGAAGAACAUAAAUAUUUAAAGAUUUUUGCGCCAUUCUCUUUGCUUUGUGAAAAUGCCCAAAAUAUGCAACUCAAGUUUCCCCUGAAACCAACAAAAAAUCUAAAAAACAUGAAAGAUUCAAACACAAAAGAUCCAAAAAAGCGUUUCUUAUUUAGCUUUACAUUUGAUGUCAUAAACUCAAAUAAAAAUUCUGCUCCUUUCAAAACAAAAAAUUUGAGAAGGUUCAAAGGUGGUGAUGAGGGAUCUAAGACCCUUUUGAAUUUUUUCAGUCCAGCAAGACGAAAUUUAUUGGUUAACCGUAUCAUAAACGUAGCCAGUUACCCUGACUUAGAGAAGUACAACGAUGAAGAAAGAAAUGAGUUUGAACUAUCAAAACUUAUAAGUGAGAAAGUCUUCACUGGAUGUUAUCCUCUUCAUUAUGAUAAUUUAAGAAAGGGCUUGGCCAAUAAUCGGCAAAGUCAGCCAUGGGACAUAAUACGAAGACAAAUACGAGAAUAUUUUGGAGAAAAGUUGGCAUUGUAUUUUGUAUUUAUGACUGCUCUGUUUCUAGAAAGUUGGAAAAGAGCCAAUAGUACUUUACAAUAUAAUUGGGAUGUCAUGGAAUAUGAAGAAGGGGAAUUACCAAGACCAGGAUUUUUUGGAAGGACCCGUAGGUCAUCAAUGAAAGAGGAAAUGGAAAUUUAUUUCCCUACAAGUGAAAAGUUAAAAAGGUUUACAGUUUCCGGAAUUAUUAUCUUUGUUGCUCUGUGUAUUUUUCUGAUUACGAUUGGAGUUUUACUUGUUUUUCCAAAAAUAUGGAUUCAUGUUGGUAUUUAUACAUCCGUCACCACUGCCUUAGUGAGUCUCACAGUAAUGAUUGUACUUAGAGUGUAUAUAAGGAGUUUGUUAAACAGACCUGAAGUUACAACGGGAUGUGAAUAUGACAAUUGCUUUACAGAACUUACUGUUCAAUUAGCAAUUGUUAUGGUUGGGAAACAAGCAUUUGGACAAAUAACAGAAGUUUUUAUUCCGCUUUUUGUGAGUAAAUUUAACGAAUGGUAUAGGCAAUAUAUGAGAGGAUCAAAGAAACCGACAGAUGAAGAUCAACGACCGGUAAAAGUUGAACAUUCACAAUGGGUAAAAGAUGGUGAUUUAGUUGAUCCUCCACAAAUAGAAGAUUCCGAAUAUGUAAAAAUUGUAGGAUAUAUGGCUCAAGAUAUUGGAAUGUGGGAAAAGGCCUUGAAUUUUCUUUCAAUUUUUGGUGUACUUACAAAUGCUAUUAUUAUUGCAUUUUAUUCUAGUUGGUUGAGAGCACAAUUCCUUGAUUAUGUGGACGGAGAUGAAUCUAGUCUGCUAAUUGCUAGGCUUAUGUUUAUUAUUGUUUUUGAGCACAUUGUGUAUGCAAUUAAGUUAAUUGCAUAUCUGAUACCAAACCAAUCAUCAUCUCUAAAAAAAGCAAUUGUAAAAGAAAAAUAUAUGGUUAAUUAUACAAAAUCGGAAAUGAAAAGAGUAUGUCAUCAUAAAAAAUUAGACAGUGAAGAAAGUACAAACACUUUAACUUAA